This is a messenger RNA of Mugil cephalus (flathead mullet), 2366 nucleotides long. It is a transcript of the gene drap1, whose product is annotated as DR1-associated protein 1 (negative cofactor 2 alpha). Gene Ontology annotation, molecular function: protein heterodimerization activity; core promoter sequence-specific DNA binding; transcription coactivator activity. Gene Ontology annotation, biological process: transcription by RNA polymerase II; negative regulation of transcription by RNA polymerase II; positive regulation of transcription by RNA polymerase II. The transcript has 7 exons. Lineage: Eukaryota; Metazoa; Chordata; Actinopteri; Mugiliformes; Mugilidae. Gene Ontology annotation, cellular component: negative cofactor 2 complex; nucleus. The coding region runs from base 223 to 918 and encodes 231 amino acids. The record is from RefSeq and is a predicted model, not a curated record.
UUGGCUCUUGGAGUCGAUUCUUCUGAUUCACUACCGAGCAUCGGCUCUUAGAGUCGGCUCUUCUGCGCACGGCACAUCCUCAGUGCUAACGGGUUAGCCGGGUAGCUAUCGCUAUCCGGUGUGUGGAUACACGGCGGCGGAGGCGAAUUAUAUACGAGACAGGUUUACAAUCCACACUUCGUUGCGUUUUAUUUUUCGUUUAGCCUCGCAGGUAGUUUAAGUAUGCCCAGCAAAAAGAAGAAAUACAACGCCAGAUUCCCUCCGGCAAGGAUUAAGAAGAUUAUGCAGACCGAUGAAGAAAUAGGCAAAGUGGCUGCAGCAGUGCCUGUUAUUAUUUCGAGAGCACUGGAGCUUUUUUUGGAGUCUUUGCUGACAAAGGCCUGUCAAGUUACCCAGUCUCGGAACGCGAAGACGAUGACGACGUCGCAUCUAAAGCAGUGUAUCGAGCUGGAGCAACAGUUUGAUUUCUUAAAAGACCUGGUGGCGACUGUGCCUGACAUGCAGGGCGAAGGGGAAGAGAACCACAUGGAGGGAGGAGAAAAAGUCCCACGCAGAGGUCGAAAACCAGGAUCUGGCCGUAAGAAUGGAGGGGCUGGCUCCAAAGGCAAAGACAAGAAGCUGUCUGGGACGGAGUCGGAGCAAGAGGACGACUCUGAGGACAGCGAGACGGACGGGGACGAGGAGGACGGCUCGCAGUCGAGCACAAACCUUCAGGCUGCGUCCAGGUUCCACAGCUCAAACGCGCCCCCCCAGCUCAUGCACACGGGCAACAUGUUGUCAAUGGGCAGCAUGGCUCCGGCGCAGCCCCCCGGCGGCAUGGCCUUCGCCCCCCACCCCUCCAUGAUGAGCGUCGCCCCGCCUCCCCCAGCCCCAGCGCCGCACAAAAACGAGGACGACGAUGAAGACUAUGACUCUUAGCUCCCCCCCCCCCUCCUCCUCCCCCGCUGCUCUCUCUCUCUCUCUCUCUCUCUCUCUCUCUCUCUCUCACUCUCACUUUCACACAAACACACUCGAUGUUUUUUUUUUUUUGUUUUUUUUCUUGAAUUUUGUUUCUUGGAAGUUGUUCUUCCGGCGGCUGCUGCUGUAAACAGAGGAGGCAAAGACUCUUCAUCGCAGCUCCCUCCCCCCCCUCCCGACGGCCGACCACCAUCUUUAAUCAUCAUCAUCAUCAUCGUUGCCGCCGCCACAAGACACAUUUCUUGUACAUGUUUUAAUUUUCUUUUUUCCAUUUUAAGAAAAAAAAAUGGUUUUAUUUUAUCUUAGAGGAGAAUCCAAAAAAAAAAAACGUUUUUUAACAAGUCAGAUUUUGACUAGAAAUAAUUACCCCCUUUCCCUCCUCCUCCUCCUUUUCCCUCCCCAUCCCAGACAGGAUAGGCGUGGUUUUUGUGUUGCCUCGUAGCUUUUUUUUUUUAUUUUUUUUUUUGUGUGUCCCCCCUCCCUCCCUCUUUAGUGAUAAACACAGUUCAGUGGACGUAUCGGUCAGGCCCUCGGGUCGGCUGAAGAAGACGAAGCCUCGCUCCGGCUAUCGAUCGGCUGUGACAUGAGAUGUGAGCCCCGCUUCCCGCCUUUUUUCUUUUUUCUUUUUGUUUCCCUACAACUCGCCCUUCAGACCAAUUGUCAGGCUGCAACAUAAACAAGGAAGCAGGUGUAUUUUUACUGUAGGUUGGAGCUAGUCGCUGCCGCCGCCGCCGCCGCCGAGUCUAUUUUUAAGUCCAGUUUUUAUCAAGAGAACUGUAAAACCUCUGCGGAUCCAUAUCAGCAGGUUAAUGAUUUUCCAUUGUGUUGAUGCUGUUUUUUUCCUUUUUUUUUUGAUGAUGCCAAGAGGGGGGGGUAUUACAUUAUUUUAUAUGACCAUUAAAUUGCCCCCAUCAGAACCAUAACUUUGUUUUUAAAGAAAUUUCCUCCUCCUCUCCUUUGUCCUCUCUUAAUUUUCUGCCACCUCUAUUUUUUUUUAUUUUUUUUUUCCUCCCCUCUCUAUUUUAGAUUGUUUUAAACGUAUUUCAUUAAAAUGCAGAGAUGGGGCUCCCAUUUACGUGUCGGUAUUGAAUGGUUGCGAAAACAGGCAGUUGAAUCUGUAUUGUAAACUUUUAGCAUUCUUUUUAUUUUGUAUGGGUGAAAUAAAGUUCAUAUUUCAAAUGAGAAAAAAAAAACAAACAAAUGAUAAAAAAAAAAAAACAACCGGCGUCGACCGUUGUCUCGGUGGUUUUGUUCUUCACACGUCGAGGGUUUUUUUUAGACGAAGCUCCGCCUUCUUUUAUUUUGAAGGAACCUUGUAGAGUCCAGGCCUGACUCGUGUGACUUUUUUUUUUUUUUGACCCUUUUAUUUAUUUAUUUUUUUUUUGCAGAAUUAAAAAUGUUCCCAUGGA